Messenger RNA from Seminavis robusta, 3570 nucleotides. The record is from the annotation of a GenBank genome assembly. Lineage: Eukaryota; Bacillariophyta; Bacillariophyceae; Naviculales; Naviculaceae.
AUGAAGGAUAUCCAGAGUCAAAGCAAUACAUACCUCAUAUCUGGGAAUCCAGCAACGCAAAUACCAAACAAGAUGAAACCCCGUGUUCAAGUUCUCAAGAGUUCUGAUGAUGGGUCCGAUCAGGCAUCCCAUGGCGACGAUGGCACCUUGUCACAUCUCGCUUCCUGCUUGAAUGCUUUCCUUUGUUGGAAGUGGAGCCGGACCGUUGCCCUACGCGUGCUCUUCGUCACCAGCAUCAUCAUCGCAAUCUUCAUAUGCAGCCUGGUGUCGUAUCUGAUAAUCCGUGACUUGGAGUACGAGGUUGGCCACCAAACAUAUGAAAGCGUCGCGGCCAGUGCCUUGAAAGCCGCCCGCGCAAUCACCCUUCGAAAAUAUCAAGCCGCCAAGGUCAUGGAGUCCGUCCUAAGUUACGCCUUUCCGGAUGCUGAAAUGUGGCCUUAUGUGGGUCUCAACGGGUACUUUCACACAUCGAGGGAAGUGGCUGCAUUGGCGAGCACGGGCUCGAUGGGUAUGAGCGUCUUUGUCCAGCCUCCCGAGGCAGCAGCCUUUGAAAGCUUUAUUCAGGAGCACUUUGACCAGCAGGGCUACCCACCGGAUGCCGGGCUCAGCGAUUUUGGAUUCGGCAUUUAUACAAGGGAUCCGGACUCUCCUUUUGCCGAUGGUAGGGUUCCGUCGCGUACGGGAAACGACACAUCGGACGGGGGAAGUCCAUACACGAUUCUAGCCCCUAUAAUGGAUCAUUCUAUGUGGAACACCAACGCUCUCAUGUACGACGUACAUUCCACAGACACUGCUGUUGAUGCCCUUUUUGAGUGCACUGAACAUGCAACCCAGAAUUCUGACUUCCUGGCAACAAUGACAGACGCACCUACUGCACCCCAAAAGCCUGCUUGCACGGUGAGCACGGGUUUCAAGAAGUUGAUCAGUCGACCAGACCUUGCAACAUUGGUCGACCAGCCAAUAUACCCAGCCAAUGAUCCUACUACAGUGGUGGGCUUUGUUGGAACGUCUAUCCAGUGGAUCGAGGUGCUUGACCAAAUCGUGCCGGAUUUCUUUGAUACUCUAGUCGCAGUAAUAUCUACGGAUUCACAAUGGCAUUCAAACACUGACUUCGGUACCGUGACGUAUAUCAUUCGACAUGGGCACGCGGUCUUUCUUGGCGAAGGAGAUCAGCACGAUAGAAGAUUCGACUCAUCUGCCCGGUCGAUAGUGUUGAACGAUGUCGCGGGAGCAACGAAGUCGGUGCAUGUAACGCUCACAGUAUACCCAAACUCAUUUGAUCAGUUCGCCACCAAAAGUCCAUUGGCCGUGUCAUUGGGAUUUGCGGCAGUCAUUGCGAUAUGCACAGUGAUCUUCUUUGUGUAUGACUUCUUGAUGCAAAGUGACAUCAACGAGCGCAAGGUUGUGUUGGAGAUGAAGCGUCGAUUCGUCCGCUUCAUUUCUCAUGAAAUACGAACGCCAUUGAACACUGUUUGCAUGGGGUUGGAGCUACUCGAGUCAGAGCUGGGGCCGCACAGAGAUCGAAAUGUCACACCUGAGGCUUCGAGUUCGUCGCUUGCGCCAGAGAGCUCUUCUGGAGCCAGUGUUGACUACUGGUACGAUAUCACCCGAGACAUACAAGAGAACGCUUCCAGUGCAGUGGGGAUUCUGAACGAGUUGCUGAAAUAUGAUAAGAUCGAAACUGGCAACCUGGAGCUGGAAAUCGGACAGGUCUUGAUGUGGGACCUGGUCGCAAAAGUUGUCAGUCAGUUCAGGCUUCAGGCUGUAAACAAGGAAGUAGACCUUUCGUUUACCGUUACGGACAACCACAGUGACCGCGACCCAGAAGUUGGCGAGGGAAUGGUGUCCGAAAGUCUGCGAGAACUAGUUGUUGUCGGGGAUCCCAUGCGACUAAGUGAGGUUGUAAGAAACGUCAUAUCUAAUGCUCUUAAAUUCACCCCCAUUGGCGGACUGAUCAAGGUUUCAGUCGAGUACAAGAAAGAUGGUUUACCAGAGAAGCGGAGUUGGGGAAGGAAACGAAAUUUUCAGCUCACGUCAAAUUCGACUGACCAGAUGCAGGCGUCAGAUCAAAGCACUGGAGAUUCCAAUUCCCUGGCAUGUUUCUACAGCUUCCCGCGCGCUGGAUCUAUCCUGAUUAGUGUGACAGAUACUGGGGUGGGCAUGUCAGAACAUCAGCUAUCGCGCGUUUUCGUCGAAGGCGUUCAAUUCAACGCAAACAGGCUGCAGGCUGGUGGUGGAAGCGGGUUAGGACUAUGCAUCAGCAAAGGCAUUAUCGAACGGCACCGCGGUGCCAUUGUUGCAUCAUCGGCUGGUGAGGGCAAAGGCUGCACCUUCAGCGUGGAACUUCCUCUGUACGAUUCAAGUUGCGAUCAAUUCAAAACUGAGUCGCUGGUUUCUGAGAAGUUGCCUACAAUGGCUGAUUCCGCUGACACAUGCCCAGACAAAGUGGCUCCUACUGGCACCGGCAGUAUGGCAGUGGACAUGGAGACCGUACCAACCAUCGAAGACGACCGAAGGCUCGAAGCCAGUUCAACCCCUCAAGAGAAACAAUGUUUGGCACCGUCGACAACGCCACUUGGCUCGACGCGAGGUUCUUCAGUUCCUGCCCCGCCACCCUCAACGCCGUCAAAGGCAGAAACGCAGAAGCACACAGUGUUGGUCGUGGAUGAUGUGCUGUCAAAUCGCAAGAUGCUAGUUCGAUUGUUGGAACGAGCAGGACACCAGUGCUUCUCUGCAUGCGACGGACAGGAAGCCAUUGAUACCGUUGUGGCCAACCGGAAAGCCGCUACGAGUACGGCUGAUGCGCAGAGCGACGAAGGAACCAUUGCCCCGGACAUGAUCGACACCGUGCUCAUGGACUAUGAGAUGCCAGUCAAGAAUGGACCAGACGCCACGUUUGAUCUGAGACAGCUGGGGUUUAAAGGGGCAAUUAUAGGUGUUACCGGGAAUGUCCUUCAUGAGGACGUCGACUACUUCAAAAAGAAGGGCGCAAACGAUGUCCUACCCAAACCGGUCAGCAUGAAGUUGCUCAAGGACUACUGGGCAACCCACCAGACUGGCUCGCGGCCACCUUCAAGCGAGUGGCAGGAUCGAAAGGACCCAAGAGUACAUGGCGUUGGUACCGGUAGAAAUACAGGCGCGAGUCGCGGUAGCAAAGAUGUUGAGCAGUCCGUCGAAGGGGCAGUUGCAGCGUAGGUUGGACGAGUGCCACCGGUAGAUCUAAUAAGCAAAUGCACUGCAUACUCUUCCAAAAAAGUCUAUUGUUGAUUGUUUCUGCAUCACAAGUUGUCUCGAGCUCAAUGGGAAACACGGCUAGAUUGGGUUCCUUCUCUACCAGCUCUAAAAGAACCGGCACGAGUGUUCGUAUGUGACUUUCAUAAAACAUGAGUGGACAGAAUGGCGCAGCGCGGCUGGUCAAUUUUGCCAUGAGGUACUUUCAGCCAGCUUCCCAUGCAGCGAUCAGAUUGUACUGGAAAGCAGUUACCACCGCAUGCACCAUCAGGUCAACAUCCAGAGAAGCAUCUAUCUCCUGAUUGGUUAGAUUCUCCAUGUAUGUUGUCAACACCCGAU